This is a messenger RNA of Microthlaspi erraticum, 1041 nucleotides long. The record is from the annotation of a GenBank genome assembly. NCBI's taxonomy places the organism in Eukaryota, Viridiplantae, Streptophyta, Magnoliopsida, Brassicales, Brassicaceae.
AUGAACGGUGGAGGAAAUGUGGUCUGUGUCACCGGCGCUUCCGGUUACAUAGCGUCUUGGAUUGUGAAGCUUUUGCUCCUCCGUGGCUACACCGUCAAGGGCACUGUUCGAGAUCCAGUUGGCAAGAUUAUCGAUAUGUGCUAUCAUGCUAUCUUGAAGUGCACUUUCAUGUAUAUAUACUGCUCUCCAGAGGAUCAAAAGAAAACAGGUCAUCUUCUUGCACUUGACGGCGCAAAAGAGAGACUAAAAUUAUUCAAAGCAAAUCUUUUAGAAGAAGGUUCUUUCGAGCAUGCAAUUGAUGGAUGUGAUGCCGUCUUCCACACCGCUUCACCGGUUACACUAACUGCCGCUGAUCCUCAGGCUGAGCUGAUCAAACCAGCCGUCAUGGGCACACUUAACAUCCUUAAAACAUGCACUAAAGUGUCCACUGUCAAGAGGGUCAUCAUAACAUCGUCCAUGGCCACAGUUAUGUUUCCUAAGUCCCCCUUAAAACCAAACGAUUUCGUAGACGAAACCACCUUCUCUGAUCCAAGCGUUUGUGAGGAGGAAAAGCAAUGGUACGCACUCUCGAAGACUUUGGCCGAAGAUGCAGCAUGGCGGUUUGCCAAGGCCAACAACAUCGACUUGAUUGUAAUGAAUCCAUGCCUUGUUGUUGGACCAAUCCUACAGCCAACUCUUAAUUUCUCAGUAGAUGUGAUUGCGGAUUUUAUAAACGGUAAGAACACUUGUAAUAGGAGAUAUUAUAGACUCGUGGACGUGAGAGAUCUUGCUCUAGCUCAUGUCAAGGCACUCGAGACUCCUUCUGCCAAUGGCAGAUAUAUCAUUGAUGGUCCGCUUGUGACAACAAAAGAUAUUGAAAACGUUUUACGCGAAUUCGUUCCUGAUUUGUGCAUUACUGAUGAGAAUGAAGACAUUGAUAUUAUUUCAAGGACUUACAAAGUGAGUUUAGAGAAAGUGAAAAGUUUGGGAAUUGACUUCACUCCUACAGAAACAAGCCUUAGAGACACUGUACUUUGUCUCAAGGAGAAAUGCCUUGUGUGA